AUGUCGCUGUUUGUCCGAGUCCAGGGCCCGACGGCGCAUGGCGCGUUGUGGCGACUGAGUCCGUCGCACAUGCUGGCGAUGCUUUCGUUCUUUGCGCGGCAGUGGGGCGAGAUUUCGUACGUGUCGUUCCCGCGCGCACGCGGACAAGGCCGUCUGCUGGGCUAUGGCACUGUGACGUUUGCCGACGCCAAGAGUGUGCCGCGAGUGCUGCAGGCUGCGGCGCAGCAGCAUGGACGAUUGCGCAUCCCGUUCUCGACGCAGCUAGAGGAUCCGGAGUCUAUUGCGUACGCCAGUCUGGCGGAGUGCGAUCGAGCGCUGACAGCCUCGCCGUCGCUUCGCGAUAGUGUCGCGAUGCAUGCGCCGCUGGCGCCCAGUGCAAAGAAUACGUCGUAUGAUUGCUUCUACGUGAAGGUUGAGCGAAGUGAGAAGCCCUUUCCACAGGCGCCUAUGCGGCGCCCCACACCCCUUGUGCGCAAGUUUGACGGCUUCAGUGGGCAGUGGGCAGAGCGCGUCGCGUACUGGGCCAAGAAGCGCUAG
This is a messenger RNA of Malassezia restricta, 537 nucleotides long. RefSeq lists its product as uncharacterized. NCBI's taxonomy places the organism in Eukaryota, Fungi, Basidiomycota, Malasseziomycetes, Malasseziales, Malasseziaceae. Gene Ontology annotation, molecular function: nucleic acid binding. The record is from RefSeq and is a predicted model, not a curated record. Bases 1 to 537 code for a protein of 178 amino acids. The transcript has a single exon.